Molecule: messenger RNA, 2217 nt
Organism: Brassica oleracea var. oleracea
Lineage: Eukaryota; Viridiplantae; Streptophyta; Magnoliopsida; Brassicales; Brassicaceae
Exons: 3
Coding region: 1-2151 (716 amino acids)
Molecular function (GO): protein dimerization activity
Source: RefSeq, a predicted model, not a curated record
AUGGGUCCUAAAAGAAUUAGAAGAGAGAUGGGAGGUGCUGAAAAAGAAAGAUUAAAGAAAAGACAAGAAGCAUUAAUAAAAUCUCAAGCCAAUUCAAUGUUAAGGUACGUUACAAUAACUGAAACUCCUAAACUUGAUGAGGUUUUAGAAGAUGAGACUAUAGAAGAUGUGGAGGAUGAUAUUAUACACACUGAUGAGGACGAAGAGAAUUUGGAUAUGACUCAGAACAUGAAUAAUAAUAAGAGUGACGGUGGUGGUGGUAGUGAAAGCAAAAGAGAGACUGGGAAUAAGGACGAAGAAGAGAAAAUGGAUGGUGUUAAAGAAUAUCAGAUAAGUGGAGAUGUCGAUGAUCCUGGAAACUGGAAAAAAGUUGAUAACAGAAUGAGAGAUUUUCUUGUUGAGAAAGGUCCAACAAUGCGGCUACCGAUUGAUUAUCAUUUUCCAAGAGAUCAUGUUGGUAGAUGUUUUUCUCAUUCUUCUUAUACAAGAGAAAUAAGAAAUGGAGAGAAGCAAGAUAGACAAUGGUUAGUUUACUCCAAAGUAAAAGAUAAGGUCUUUUGUUUCUGUUGUAAACUGUUCACCCAAGACAGAAAUGCUAGUCAGAUUGCAACCAGUGGAUACAAUGAUUGGAGAAAUCUUUCAAAAAUGCUAAAGGAGCAUGAAAAAAGUCAUAAGCAUAUCAUAUGCAUGACUCAAUGGAUAGAGCUAGAAGUGAGACUAAAGACGAAUCAGACCAUUGACAAACAUAUUCAAGAAGAGGUUAACAAAGAGAAACAAUACUGGAGAGAUGUAUUGUUGAGGAUAGUUGCACUGGUGAAAGGCCUUGCUAAACAGAAUAUGGCAUUUCGUGGAAGGAGUGAUAAGAUUCGUGUUGCUGGCAAUGGAAAUUUCUUGGGUAUGAUUGAAGUAUUUGCAGAUUUUGAUGAAGUGAUGAAAGAGCACAUUAGACGAAUUGAAACACAUGAAACUCGUUAUCAUUAUCUGAGUUACAAAAUUCAGAAUGAGUUGAUAGAGAUGCUUGGGAGUGAGAUCAAAAAAAUGAUCUUAAAGAAGAUCCGUUGUGCAAAAUACUAUUCAGUUAUUCUUGAUUGUACUCCUGAUAUCAGCAACACAGAACAGAUGUCCCUGGUCAUCCGAUGUGUAGAUAUUUCUGAGACCUCACCAAAGAUCGAAGAGUUCUUUUUGACAUUUUUGGUAAUUAAAGACAAAACUGGUGAAGGUCUUUUUGGCACCCUUCAGGAUGUAUUGGCUGAUUUGGGAUUGAGUAUUGAUGACAUUAGAGGGCAAGGCUAUGAUAUUUUUAAGGAGAUUGUGAAUGGUAUUACAGUUAAGCCAUUUUCACAAACUCGUUGGGAGAGUCGCAUCAACAGUAUCAAAGCAAUACGGUUUCAAGCUCCUAAGAUACGAGAAGCACUGUUUUACUUGGCAGAUAAUAGUGACAAUCCGAAAACAAGAAAAGCUGAAAGGAUUGCUACUGAAAUGGAAAUUGAUCUUAUGUUCUCUAAAAAAGCAAAACGUCCUACUAAAAGAAAACAGUUUUAUGGGGAAGAGUCAGAUAAAGUUGGAGAAGUUGUGGUGCUAACACCUGAAGAAGAUUUUAGGAUCAACUACUUCAUCAAAAUUGUGGAUCAAGGUUUGGUUUCUCUGGAGACAAGGUUUGAUCAACUUCAAGGUUAUGAAAAGACUUUUGGAUUCUUAUUCGACUUCAAAAAACUGAAGCUAGCUGAAGAUGACAAGCUGAUGGUUUCUUGUGCUAACCUUGAAGUUUUUCUGAAGCAUGGUAAUUAUUCUGAUAUUGAUGGUGAUGAUUUGUUUUUGGAGCUGAAGCUUUUGAGAGGGGGUUUGCCUGAAGGUAUUACGAAGGCUGCUGGAAUAUUGGAGUUUUUGAAAAGGAGGGAAAGUUGUUAUCCAAACACAUGGACAGCAUAUCGUAUAAUGAUGACAAUUCCUGUUUCCGUUGCCUCAGCAGAGAGAAGUUUUUCAAAGCUGAAACUCAUAAAAUCGUAUCUACGGUCGAGUAUGUCACAAGAGAGGCUUAAUGGAUUGUCAAUGUUAUCGAUUGAAAGGGAUAUGGCUGAAAAGCUUGAUUAUACAAACUUGAUGAAUGAGUUUGCAGGAAGAAAUGCAAGAAGAAUCAUAUUUCAGGAGUAAUGUAUUGGUUUUCAUGUUUUUAAAUGUUUUUGUUUAACACUUUUUAUUUAGUUAUUUAAAAACAAU